Molecule: messenger RNA, 4647 nt
Organism: Phoenix dactylifera (date palm)
Lineage: Eukaryota; Viridiplantae; Streptophyta; Magnoliopsida; Arecales; Arecaceae
Gene: MLS
Product: malate synthase
Biological process (GO): glyoxylate cycle
Cellular component (GO): cytoplasm
Molecular function (GO): malate synthase activity
Source: RefSeq, a predicted model, not a curated record
GAGUCCCUUUAUUCUAACCUCCUCUCUAGAGAGUUAGGCAACUGCUGCUGUGUUGAUGGCUAGGAGCAUGGGUUCCUAUGAUGUUCCAGAGGGAGUAGACAUUAGAGGGAGAUAUGAUGAGGAGUUUGAUAAAAUUCUCACAAGGGAUGCACUGCAAUUUGUUGCUGAUUUGCAGAGGGAGUUCCGGGGCCAGAUCAGGUACUCAUUGGAGUGUCGCCGGGAGGCGAAGAAGAGGUACAAUUCUGGGGAACUGCCGGGGUUUGAUCCUGCCACAAAGUUCAUUAGGGAAGGAGACUGGUUGUGUGCUCCGGUGCCACCGGCGGUCGAGGACCGGACCGUGGAGAUCACCGGGCCUGUGGACAGGAAGAUGAUCAUCAACGCGCUCAACUGUGGAGCCAAAGUCUUUAUGGCUGACUUUGAGGAUGCACUCUCACCAAGCUGGGAAAACCUGAUGAGAGGCCAGUUUAACCUUAGAGAUGCUGUAAAUGGGACCAUAAGCUUCCAUGACCAAGUCCGGAACAGGGUCUACAAGCUCGGCGGCCAGAUCGCCAAGCUCUUUGUCCGGCCGAGGGGCUGGCACUUGCCGGAGGCCCAUAUCCUCAUCGACGGUGAACCGGCGACCGGCUGCCUCGUGGACUUUGGGCUCUACUUCUUCCACAACCAUGCCUCCUUCCGGGCCACCCAAGGUGCCGGCUUUGGACCUUUCUUCUAUCUCCCCAAGAUGGAGCACUCAAGGGAGGCCAAGAUAUGGAAUUGUGUCUUCGAGAGGGCCGAGAAGUUCGCCGGAAUAGGACAGGGGAGCAUCAGGGCUACGGUCCUGAUCGAGACUCUCCCGGCGGUGUUUCAAAUGAAUGAGAUCCUCUAUGAGCUGAGGGGCCACUCCAUUGGUCUGAAUUGUGGAAGAUGGGACUACAUCUUCAGCUAUGUCAAGACCUUCCAAGCCCACCCAGACCGCCUCCUCCCUGACCGGGUGCAGGUGGGGAUGACUCAGCACUUCAUGCGGAGCUACUCCGACCUCCUCAUCCGCACCUGCCACCGCCGCGGUGUCCACGCCAUGGGCGGCAUGGCGGCGCAGAUUCCGAUCAGAGAUAAUCCGGCAGCCAAUGAAGCAGCCCUGGAGCUGGUGAGGAAUGACAAGCUGCGAGAAGUCCGAGCAGGACAUGAUGGCACAUGGGCUGCUCACCCAGGCCUCAUUCCGGCCAUCUUGGAAGUGUUCGCCAGCAACAUGGGCAACAAGCCCAACCAGAUUCAGACAGCAAAGAGAGAGGAUGCAGACGAUAUCACUGAAGAGGACCUCCUGCGGAGGCCCGGAGGUGUGAGGACGAUGGAGGGCCUCCGGCUGAACACCAGGGUUGGAAUCCAGUACAUCGCAGCCUGGCUUACCGGGACCGGAUCGGUGCCGCUCUACAAUCUCAUGGAGGAUGCAGCGACCGCGGAGAUCAGCAGGGUUCAGAACUGGCAGUGGCUGAAGUAUGGGGUGGUUUUGGAUGGAGAAGGAGUGAAGGUGAGGGUGACAUUGGAUCUGUUUGCAAGAGUCGUGGAAGAAGAGAUGGCGAAGAUUGAGAGGGAGGUCGGAGCAGAGAAGUUCGGCCGUGGCAUGUACAAAGAGGCCUGCGAGAUCUUCACCAAGCAAUGCACUGCUCCAGAACUGGAUGAUUUCCUGACCUUGGAUGCUUACAACAAGAUUGUAGUCCACCACCCCAAGAGUGAAAGGCCUAUUGGCUUAAGCUAUUAGCAGAUCUGAGCUACUCUUGGCGUAUAUAUUGAGGCUGCUUCAUCAAAAAAAGGGACUUAAAGCCAAUUUGUUUAUCUUAAAGUAAGGUUUGUAGCUGUAGAAGUUGUUACAUUACUAGUGCAGAGACAGAGUACUGCCCAUAUCGAAAGAUGUAAAACGUGUGCUUACAAAUUACAAUGAACUAUUUUUAUGUACUAUAAGAUAAUGGAUUGAAGUGAACCUUGUUUUAAAUUUGGAUAAAAUUUAGCUUGCUAUGUUUGGUCAAUUGCGCAUAUAUUUAAUUAUUAAAUGUUUUGGAAAUAAAUUUGCAAUUAGUUGCUUCCACAACCAAACAGGUAUAUGCGCAAUUGCUACAAAUUUCUGGCCAUUGAUUGAUUGUAAUUGUGACUACUUUGAACCUGGUAGAGCCGGGUUAUGGACUCUGACUCUUAGAACCCAACAGGUAAGAGAAAACUUGUGCUAAAUUACAACAUAAUGCUCUAUAUAAAGAACUUUAUAGGUAGAUUGACCCCAGUAAAUAAAAAUAUGAGGUUAACUAGCCUCUUGCUACCAUCACUCCAACCUAAUUCCUGGCACCUAGGGAGCAGCCAUAAAAUCCAACAACCCAGAAGCAAUUCCAAAGCUUCCUCUAAGAUUUCCUUCACCUUGAAAUUUCUUGUAAAAUAUUCUACAUUGUGUUCUCUCCAAAUUAUCCAGCUCAAAAGUUUAACAGUAUGAAUUUAAUUCAUAUCACUUUAUGGAAAUGCCCCACUUAUUGACAUUGCCAAAGGAAUUAGGCAGUUCAAUCAUACAAGAUCUAUAAUCCAUUCAAAAGACUCAAUCACAAGGAAUGUGAAAAAGGAGUGUUCCACUGCGUCACUAAGAAGCAACCCGGACAUAUAAGAAAUUACUUGUUUCUUCUUUGCCUCAAACAUCCAGAUUCUAUUCUUACUUUUGAAAGCUGAAACACGACUUUCUGCACUUUAUGCAGCAACUCCUGAACCAUAUGAUGUGUAAACUCUAAGAAGCAGCCACUGUAUCUUUGAAUAGUCCUCAUCCCAAGGAUCUCUUCCAAAAAGAGAUGUCCAAUCAGUACAAGCUCCCUCAACCCUUCCUAAAGCCAAAUAAUUGACAGCUUUUGCACACUAGGGAGCAAUAACCAAACUAUACCAGGGAAAGGAUCAGCAAGAGGGAUUUAGCUGCAGCAUCUAUUGAACCCAAAGAACAGGACAUCAGAACACCUCAGUCAACCUCAAAUCCAGCCUCCAUCUCCAGGCUAUUCUUACAUUUGUGUUGCCUGUCAAACCUGAUACUAUUAAGAUCAGAUACCAAAUUCAGUUCCCACCUGCAAUGAUUUCUGAACUACUUAUUUUAGACAAAGAUGAAUCACAAAUUCACAAAGUCUAUGUUUCCUUAAGGUUCCGCACCAUUUACCUGAUAGUUUGGAGUUAGUAUCUAAAGCUGUCGAUCCAAAUUCAGCCUUUUUCAACUACAACACCUCUGAUUUAAAAUUAGUCAUAGAUCUACUAUCAGUUUUGAUUGCAUAAUACAAAUUGGCAACCUUUUCAUUCAAAAACAUUUGUCACAUCCACUGGAAUUUCAAAAACGGAGAGGAAAUAGAGUGUCGAUAGAUAAGACAGGCUUAGUAGAAUGCCAAUGGCAAAAACUCAUGCUUUAACACUCUCUUAAUAGUCCAAUGCUCGAUAUAAACUAACAACAACCCUGAGAUGCAUCAGCCACAGGCAGCAAAAUAAAUCCUCUACCAUCCCCCAUACUGAUUCCAGUGUACACGAAAUUUUUUGAGAAUGAUUCACUGACCUAAUAGCAUUUCAGAACUGUCGUAACAAAAACUUUAAUUUUCUUUUUUCUUAGCUCCUUCAUUCUACCAAUAUAUGGCAUGUGAUGUGUGCAAAAAAACAGAAGUUGGACCAACUCUAAUUACUGUUCCACAUUGUCUAGUGAUAAGACAACCCACCUGAAGGAGUAGUUGACAACAAAACAGCAAUUUAAAAGAGACAAAACUGCUAUAUUCCUUCACAUUUAGAGCUUUUCAACCCUUUCUUCCAUAAACACAUUAUAGAUCCAAAGAUGUACAACUAACUUGGUGUAGAAAUAAAAUUCUAGCUACCAGCCUAGCAAUGCAGUCCCCCUAUACAAUUGAGAGGUCAAAUGCCUUGACAACUUGGCAUCCUAGACUAUGACCAUCCUCAUAUAUGAAACACAAGCAAAACUACAGAUAAUAUCAUCAACCAAGUGCCAAUAUAUUUCCUGCUGAAGUUGGAAAUGCAUGAUGUACAUUCCACCCAUCUGGAAAAUCCUAGUUGGCCCUACAAAUGAUUGUUAAUAUUUUCCUAAGCUUCUAUCUUCACAUCUCAAGGUUCGCCGAACCAAUAUCAAGAUCCGUACCGGUCGGGUUCGCCGAACCGGUAUCGAGACCCGUACUGGUCGGCAACCAGUACACUUUGGUAGCGGUUCAGACCAAACCGAACCGAACCGAACCGUCCAGUUCCAUCAAAUUCUGGCCGGUUCCGGCUAGAUCCAAUCAUAACCAUUUUCCACUGCCGAACCAACCUGGUCGGAAACCGGGUCAGCUCGGUUCGGACCGAGCCGACCAGUACGGCUCGGUUCGGGGUGAACCGACCAGUACGGCUCGGUUCGGGGUGAACCGACCAGUACGGCUCGGUUCGGGGUGAACCGACCAGUACGGCUCGGUUCGGGGUGAACCGACCAGUACGGCUCGGUUCAGUAUUCCUUGUCACAUCUACACAUUCACCAUUCUUGGUAUUAUCACAAAUUCAAUAACUCUGCUCUAGAGGAAGUAAAGUUUCGACCUCUUAUUACCUUCCAAAGACAUAAUUUUAACUAUGACGAACUGACAAUAAUUUUAAAUAAUCAUAUGGGGAAAGUUUUAAAAAUUAAAAGCCACAAGAUAA